Molecule: messenger RNA, 2647 nt
Organism: Diachasma alloeum
Lineage: Eukaryota; Metazoa; Arthropoda; Insecta; Hymenoptera; Braconidae
Exons: 3
Coding region: 287-2437 (716 amino acids)
Source: RefSeq, a predicted model, not a curated record
GUCCACUCGUGACGUACUGUUAAUUCUCACGUGUUUAUCAACGGCAAUUGACAGUUGAAUUAAACAACAACAAUAGUUCAACUGUGCGGCAACGAAUGUUUAUUGUUUAUUCACAAGUGACGUUGUUCAGUACUACUCCUCAAUCCAAUCGAAUCGCACGAUAAACAUAGGUGCUGGCGACAACGGAUAGAAUUAAAAAAAUCGCAAUGGGAAACCGUAUUUCCCUCGGAAAACUCAACAAAUUCCAUCGACAAUUGUCCGAUACUAUAAAGGAGUGAUUGGCGUCAUGCCACCAGACCUCUGUGGCUCCAAUGAAUAUGAAGCUCAAAACAUCAGAUACAGAUUUAACCCCUGGAACUACUGGUACAGAAAUAAAACCCGAUUCUUUCACUCAUAUCUGUCAUUCAAUCCUCAUUUCCCCUGCGUCUCCCGAGAGAUUCGCGAGAAGUGGCUGGUGAAUUUGACCGAGGAAUACAUCCCAGAUGACGUCCUAGACGUCGCCUGCCUGGGAAAAAAAUUCGGAGUUCCAAUAAUCCGUAGGAAAGACGUCCCAGUGCACAAUAUCAUAGCGACACUGGAAUCCAACAUGAAUUUGUUCGAGAAAGAUCAGCAGGACGAGGUUCGCACGAUCUGUGUGGACGUGAUCUCGAAUUUCAUGAGGCAGGAGAGACCCCCGAGGUAUCCAGAGUUGAUGGAGAAAAUAAAAUCAGCUAGAGAGUUCAAGAAGUCUCAUCCAGAAAUUCUUUUUCUCAAAGCUGACAAGGGCAACAUCACUGUGGCUGUUAAUAGGGAACAGUACAUUUCGAAAAUGUCGGCUUUACUGGGGGAUUCGACGACUUACACGGUCAUUCAAGAUGAUCCUACCCCUAAGAUUCAGAGGAGAGUUAAUAGACUAGUCCUGGAGUGGUACACGAAUGAUUUCAUAACUGAAGCUGACAAACACAGACUUUGGUCAAGAAACGGAAACAUAGCGUUAUCCUACGGACAGCCAAAGAUUCACAAGAAGAAUGUCCCCUACAGGAUGAUCGUCUCCUUCACGGGGACCCCCACCUACAGCAUCGCCAAAUACAUACAGAAGAUUUUAACCGAUUGCCUGAAGGAAGAGGUGAAUCUCACCAUGAAUAAAACAUCAAUUACAAACAGUCUCACCCUAGUCCGACAAAUCAGGAGUCUGAAUCUCCCCGAGGACUUUGCGAUGAUCUCGAUGGACGCUGUAUCACUGUUCACGAAUAUUCCAAUUCGCCUCGUGAUUGCAGGUAUCAAAAAGCGAUGGGAGUUGAUUCGAAAAUACACGAAGAUAAGUCAAGAUCUGUUCAUCGAGGCUGUCUCGCUCUGCUUCAACGCCUCAGCAUUUCAGUUCAACAAUGUGAAGUAUCAACAGGUUUUUGGAGCUGCCAUGGGCUCUCCGUUGUCCCCAAUCAUUGCUGAAAUUGUUCUCCAGGAUUUGGAGAAUUUCUGCAUGAAGAGAUUAGAUUUUCCAGUCUAUUUUUACACGAGGUACGUCGACGAUGUCCUGGCUUUCGUUCCCAAGGACAAAAUCAACUCGAUUCUGUGCUGCUUUAAUUCGUACCACAAACGUCUUCAGUUCACGCUGGAGAGGGAGGAGAACUGCAGGAUAAAUUUUCUGGAGGUCACUCUUAUCAGAAGCAAGAGGAAAAUUGAUGUUGAUUGGUACCGGAAGCCGACGUCUUCUGGGAGGUACUUAAAUUACUAUUCUCAUCACACCAAGGGACACAAGAUCUCAACUAUUUGUAAUUUAGUGGAUCGAGCGAUUUUACUCUCGAAUGUUGAGUUUCAUUUGAAAAAUUUGGUUUUUAUCAAGUGGUCUCUGAUUGAGAAUGGGUAUCCCGAGAGGUUGAUCUUGAAAACAGUGAGCAGACGUCAAUCGCUCCUGCUUUAUCCCAAGCAUUAUCACUCGGAGGAAUUUUUCAAGUUAAGGAGGCUGAAGGAGGAUAGACGGGUGACUCUGCCCUACGUCCAGGGCCUCUCGGAGAAUCUUCAGUCGAAUCUGAAGAAGUUUAAGGUUUCGCUGAGCUUUAGGACUGAUAGCAAUCUUCGCUGGCUCUUCACUGGACACAAGGACAAAUUACGACGUGAGCAACAGGUGAAUACUGUUUACAAAAUUUCGUGCUUGGAGUGCAGGUUCAUCUUCAUCGAGCACACGAAGCGGCCGUUGGGAGUCAGAAUGAAGGAGCAUUAUCAGAGUCUUCGACAGCCGCACAGCUUUCAAGUGUCUAAUCGAUUGACCGAGCAUGCUUUUCGGUACGUCCAUGACUUCGAUUUCGAAAGGGUUGAGGUACUCGCUGUUGAGAGUAAUUACAAGAAGAGAGAAUUGUUGUCGCUUAUUUUUAAUGAGGCGGAGUUCCCGGAGGCUGAUGAGUCUGUCGAUAGAAUUUCUCAUAUCAGUAAUAUUUAUUCGAGUCUGUUCCGUUCAUGAAUGGAAUUAUUUUGUAUGUGUUGAUUUGUGAUAUUUAAUGUACAGUUGAAUAUAAUAAUUUAUAUUGAAGGUUGUUUAUCAAUUAUUUUGAUUUUUGUUGUUGAUGAACGGGAGAUGAAGGGGACAAUGGAGAGAUUUUGUUUUCUAAAUUUUUAGAAUUUUGUUAAACUCAGUUUUGAGCGUUGAAAUAAAUUAUUGUCGAGACGAAAA